This is a messenger RNA of Medioppia subpectinata, 806 nucleotides long. The record is from the annotation of a GenBank genome assembly. Lineage: Eukaryota; Metazoa; Arthropoda; Arachnida; Sarcoptiformes; Oppiidae.
UUACAGCAAACAAUUGUGAUCAAUAUAUAGACAGUUCAGUGCAAAUGAAUGGCACGUUCACAUCACCCAACUAUCCCGACACAUACGCCAGUAAUCUUCACUGUACUUAUCAUUUCACUGGACGGGGAAAGGAAAGGAUUCAAAUACUAUUCACUGACUUUGAUCUCUAUUUACAUAACGAAUUCGGACCAAUCAGAGAUUGCGAAGGAGUCGAUGCCGUUAUGGUAUUCAUCACAAUAAACGGACACAAAGAGCGAAUCGACAACUUUUGCGGACACAAACUCCCGUCUCAGCUCAUGUCUAACGGGCCGUCAAUGAGUGUGGAGUUCAGAACCACUCAAACUUCCCGCACCGGCAAAGGAUUCCGUGCAAUCUAUCGAUUCAUUAACAAUUUUGGCAUAAGUGGUGGCACUCAAGACGAUAGGGAAACUGUUUGCGGAUUCAUUUUCAACAGCACAAUACAUCCCAACGGCUCAUUCACAUCACCUAAUUAUCCGGGGCUCUAUCCUCGAGACACUGAAUGUCACUAUCAUUUCUACGGACAGCUUAACCAAAGAGUUCACAUUACUUUCGCCUAUUUCGAUGUCGAAGGAGUGCCUCCAUGUGAUUCAAAUACUGCCAGCGAUUUCGUUGAGUUCAGUAACUAUCGGACGGUUGACCGGAAAAUGUCGCGAAACUGUGGCGUCAAAGCGCCCAAAAAUGUCAUCUCCGACAACGACUUCUUCCGCAUUGCGUUCAAAACCAACGAUAAGUUUGACGGCACGGGAUUCGAGGCCUUCUAUCAGUUCCGGGCCCACGACGGUUAG